ACCAUAGACGUCCAUUCCAUAUAAUUCAGUUUUGUGGGAUGUUGAGGGUUAAGACCUUUGGCUCUUAGGACCAGCUGCAUCGAUCGAGACUGAAUCGAGUGCCUCUUUAGACAAGGAGAGAUCAAUCGUGUGGAUCGCUUUGAGGUAUAUGGUGGUCAAUAGACAGGAAUAGCCUUCUUUUCUGUUUAUAUAACAAUUUUAAAUAUUUAACUACCAAUUCCGUUCAGUUCAGCGACCAGAACAAUCGAUGGUGCAGUGACUGAAGCUUAGGGGUCUAUAGACGGUUAGCAGAAACAUUAGAAAUCACCAGAGGACUAAACCAAAACAUAAAGUGAAUUAAGCCACAAGACUGCAAGUUAUACGCGCUGAUUGAUAUCUAUCACCUUCGAGUCGUCGCCCACCAUGGAUCAGGGAGCAACAAAACAUGGAGGAUAUGAGCAGGCGCUUGAUGAGAUUGUUAAGACAUAUGAAACGAGCGGGGACUAUGCUGACGUAGAGGGCUUGGGAGAGCUCCUUCAAAAAUAUAAAAAACAAUUCAUGGAAUACGAUGAGAAUGAAAGCAGAGACAUCGAUGCUAUGGAAUUGAAGAGGAUGAUGGAGAAGUUGGGGCAAGCGAAAACUCAUCUAGAAUUGAAGAAUAUGAUCGCCGAGGUUGACCGUGACAAUAGCAGAACUAUAAGCUUCAAUGAUUUCUUGUUCAUGAGGUUGGAGAAAAAAACAAGUACACUGAAAAUGAUUCUUAUGUUUGAGGACAAGAAGAAGGAAAAGGAAAAGUCUGGAGGACCUGCUCCAAAGAGGGACCUAUAAAAAUAUCAAGGAGUCAAUCCCCCACCCACCCCCAUAUCGAGGGAAAUGUGGCAAUUUCUCAGAAUUCACUUAUAAUUCUUUGACAUUAGAUAGAAAACACUUACAUACCGACAAAUAAUCCUGGACAUAAAGUUAUGAAUCGAAUCAAAUGAUACAAUAAACUCAAACCAAGCUAUUGGAAUAUUAUCCGCCAGGAGAUUAAUGUCUGCUGCGUUUUUACGUUGUUAUAAUGAUAAUAAAAAUAAUAAUAAUUUAAACAAUAAA
Lytechinus pictus (painted urchin) is the source of this 1071-nucleotide messenger RNA. RefSeq names its product allograft inflammatory factor 1-like. Gene Ontology annotation, cellular component: actin filament; ruffle membrane. Gene Ontology annotation, biological process: actin filament bundle assembly; ruffle assembly. Bases 403 to 807 code for a protein of 134 amino acids. The record is from RefSeq and is a predicted model, not a curated record. The transcript is spliced from 7 exons. Lineage: Eukaryota; Metazoa; Echinodermata; Echinoidea; Temnopleuroida; Toxopneustidae. Gene Ontology annotation, molecular function: actin filament binding; calcium ion binding.